AUGGGCGGCGAUUCCAAAGGUAAAGGGAAGGGGGGUGCGCGCAAGCCACGGGGCGGGCGCGGAGGCACCCAUCCGUGGAUCAAUUCACAGAUUAUCCAAGCGUCAGAGAACAAAGAUGUCCAUCACUUGAUGAAUGUCAUCAUCCAGCACUUGCCCCAGAUGAAUUUGGUGAAUCUAUCUACAGCAAUUCAUCGGGUCGCGAAGAUCGUAGGCACAGAUCCCUGGCAACAGGGUCAGCUACGGCAGAGCUCGAGCCUGGAGACGUUGUUGAACAGCGUUUGCACUGCGUUAAAUGUUGUCGAAGCCACAGAAGUGCAGCCGCAGUCGGUGAGCAACGUGGUGUGGUCUUUGGCGACGCUGAGAAUCGUGCAUCGACCACUUUUGCAGGUGAUCUCAUUGGUUUGUGUCUCCAACAUGGAACAGUUUAAGAGCUUUGAGUUGUCGACCACCUUGUGGGCCUUGGCCAAGCUGGGCUCCCUCGAGGAUGCUGCACCCGUCGACAAGGCAGUGUUUUAUGCCGCGGCCACGCACAUCCACAACCACGUCAAUGACUUCGGCUUCCGAUGCUUAGCCACUACUGCCUGGGCCUUUGCCACGGCCAAGCAGCGCCACGCACGGCUCUUCCGUAGCAUGGCGGCGGCCAUGCUGCCGGCGGCGGCCGGUGCCAACUGCCAGGAGAUGGCCAAUACGGCCUGGGCAUUUGGAACAGCUGACUUCCAUGACGAUGCGCUGUUUCACGAAUUGGCCGAGCAAGCCAUCAAGCGGCUGGAAGAGUUCAAACCACAGGAGCUCUCGAACAUGCUUUGGGGUUUCGCCACGAAUAGCUUUUUCCACGAGGCCUUUUAUGCGAGGGCCAGUGCAGUGGCAGCUUCCAUGGAUCUUCAGUCGCAGCAUUUGGCCAAUAUCCUUUGGGCCUUUGCUCGUGUGAGGCCCAAGCAUCCGUUGACACAGCAGACGGUCCUGACACUGCUGCCGGUUUGCACGCGGCAGUUGUCGACGUUUAAACCACAGGAAGUCUCCUCUACGCUCCUGGCGACCGCGAAGGCGGUGGGGAACAUGGAUGAGAUGACUCCCAUGGCUCCAACCUUGGAGAAUUUCCGGCAAGAGGUGUUGGAUUUCUUCCACGCUUGCUUGCCCUGGGUGGUGGCGCGGAUGUCCGACUUCUCCGAGCAGUCCUUGGCCAACUCCGUGAGCGCCUACGCCAUGGUGCCUGUGAGAGGCUCUGAAACCUUGGUGGACUGCGCGGGGCAGGAGGUCUUCAAACGCCAGAAGGAUUUAGAUGCCAAUGCCUUGGUUCACUUGCUAAAGGGCUUUUCGCUGGUGCCCACCACGCCGAGCAGCAUGAAGAUCGUCAAGGCUUUGGCAGAGGGAAUCGUUUCCCAGCUUGACAAAGUGCGACCGCAGGAGAUGCAGAACAUGGCCCGACUUCUGAAUCGAGGAGGCAACGCCCAAGCAGAAGUCGAUAAAGAGCAAAUUGCCGUCCAGCUCCGACAGUUAGCCCAGAACGUUGGGCAGAUAAACAUGGAGGCCAUGCCACAGGUGCACCUGGGCGAGGUGGCCUUCCCACAGGUGCCAGUGCCCCACCUGUCCAACGAGGCUCAAGCCUUUCACCGAGAACGGCCAGAGGCUCAAGCCCUCAUGCUGACCGCGGCAAACUUCCCAGCGGUGCAGCCGAACUUAUCCAAUGAGGCUCAAUCCUUCGUGGUGACCGCAGCAAACUUCCCACAGGUACCAUCCAUGGCCGAGGUGGCUGCGCCCAUGGCGAAUCCAACGCUAGACAUGCAGGGCCGACGGCCCGGUCUGGGCCUCCGGAACGGCGCGAUGUCCGGCCAUCACGUGCGACGGCACGAGGCACAGAUGAUGGACAGGGAGAAGAUUCUACAGUCUGGUGCCCAAGGUUUCAUGGCCAACGUGGCCAUGGAUGGCGCCGGGUGCGGAGGGCCGCAGCAAGCAAUGCAGCCUCAACUGCGCCACGAUCAGGCCUCCCGCACGCGGCACGCGGCCCCAGCGCGGCACGGCGCCAGGCGACAGGAGCAUUUGUGCCCCAUCAGCGAGUCCAUGAGCAUGGACAGGGAGAAGAUCAUGCAGCCGGGCGAAGUCUUAGGACCUCCGGUGCUGCGCAAGGAUCCCGUGACGGGGCAGCCAACGGCCCAGCCACAGCUGCCGGACCAGGUCUAUCCGAACAUGAUGCCGAUGACUUCCUUCCCUGGCACUUUGCCAGGCGUCGGCGUCGACCCGGUCGCCUCGAUGAUGAUGCCCGCGGCUGGGACGCUCGCCCCAUCCCUGGAGGUGCCUGGCAGUCAAGUCGGUUUGCCCCAGAUGGAACUGCACAUGGCAGCUGGAAGGCCAGGGCCGUUCUUUGAGAGCUCUCACAAGCUCUUGGUGAAGAACUCCUUCCUGCAUGUCGAGGACAGUGAUGAUGAUUCUGAUGAUGUGGGCUGGGAUGGGACCUCAUCUCAUCGUUCCUCGUCCUUGCCGAGCAGAUUUGCCUGCGACCGGGAGGAAAGGGCCUUCAAACAAUUGCCAGCAUCUGAGAUGUUGGAGCUCUUGCACUCGCUACGAGCGAAAAAGGAAGGUGCUCAGUGGAAGAUCACCGUUCCGUGUGUUUUUAGUGUUCAGUGGGCCGUUCAGCUAGGCCAUGUGCUUCUGCAGCGCUUCUUCGUUCGACAGACGCCCCGGAGCGGAGACGUGGAGCACUGGAGCGGCUUGCGUGCGAAGCACACGGACGUCUCAACUGCCAUAGCGGGCGCUCAACAAAAUCCUGGGGACGUCUCAAUGUCAACGACCAGGGAGCCUCCACAACCUGCGUGGUCCUCAGGCGACCUGCGCCGUUGCACAGCGCGCAGCUGCCUGGGCCCCAACGUCACGUCGAUCCAUCGCUCGGUGCUGCUGCUGGCGACGGGGCCAAGUCGCUUCAGUGUCUUCCACACCGCCGGUUUCUUCCCGCUCUAUGUGAGCACCACUGAUGAGGAUGCAGCAGCUUUGUUCAAUCAAUCAGCUUCGGGCAUUUGGUUUCCUGUGGACCACUUCUGGGAUUUACCUUUUGUGGACUUUGCUGCCGACCUGAUCGUCCUGGAUGUGGCGCCCUUUGUGUCGAACCGGACGAUGCUGUCGGAGGUGCUGACGGAAACUGUGAGGAUGUUGGCGCAGCUGGGAGUCCUGUUCCUGUUGGGCGGAGAGGAGUUCCCCAACCUGGCGCUGGAGCAGCUCAGUGCGGCGAAGCAGCUGGAGCCUGGAGCAAUGCGCCAGUCCUUCGUUCGCAAGCUGGGCUUGGUGCCAGACCUGCCGACAUGUCCCAACUGUGGCAUGACACCGAUGAUGGGGCAGCGGCAUCAGAGGCCCAGCCCUCAAAACCUCUGCCAAGCAUGGGUGCAGCCGGACUACUUGUCCAUCUUCGACCCCGAGGUCCGAGGCAAGUUCGAAGCCAGUUCCGAGAGCUGGGAGCUUCAACGUUUGAGACAUUGGCAUCGUCCUAAUGUGCUGGACUCCCGAGAGGAGGUGAAGAACUGGGUGAAGAAGGUCUCCACAAGCGAUAGGGCAUGGUACAAUGACAACUACGUGUCCUCCGAGCCCAACAAGCGUGAGUGGAGGUUCAGCCAGCUGAUCACUGAAGGAAAGGUGAAACGCCUCUUGGACGCUGGAGCUGGUUCCUGUACCUUGGAAGGCACCCUGCGACGGCAAAGACUGCUUUCGAAGCUGGAUGUUUACUUGGCCUUUGGAGCCUACGACUGUUCGAUGUUGCGGAUCUGUGCGGAGCGCGGUGCCUUGUCCUUCCAGCAGAAUUGGCUCAAGCAGAUGCCCAUCUGUGCCAGCUGCAAGUUCGAUCUCAUCUUUCAGGUGGAAGGAUUGCAUCACAACAAGGAUGUCGAGGCUCAUGGCAUGUUCCUGCAGAACAUGUUGUCCCACUUAGCCUGCGGUGGGCUGCUGUACGUGCAAGAUGGCUUUGGACCCUGGGUCGAGAUGUUCCAUCAAGCCCUGACCUCACAACAUGACUACAAGGUGAAAGUGAAGCAACAGUUGAAGGACGACUUCUAUAUCCAUCGGCUCUGCUGA
Molecule: messenger RNA, 4053 nt
Organism: Durusdinium trenchii
Lineage: Eukaryota; Dinophyceae; Suessiales; Symbiodiniaceae
Source: the annotation of a GenBank genome assembly